Molecule: messenger RNA, 2296 nt
Organism: Armigeres subalbatus
Lineage: Eukaryota; Metazoa; Arthropoda; Insecta; Diptera; Culicidae
Product: putative ankyrin repeat protein RF_0381
Exons: 6
Coding region: 432-1826 (464 amino acids)
Biological process (GO): regulation of barbed-end actin filament capping
Cellular component (GO): nucleus; cytoplasm
Molecular function (GO): protein binding
Source: RefSeq, a predicted model, not a curated record
AAUGAGUCCAAACCGGAGAUGGGAUGGCACAAGGAUCCAACCCAAACGCAGUCAACAUCGAUCCUCCGAAGAGGAAAGCAGUUGAAGUAGCAACUACCUUAAAUUGAAACUAUUCAUUUGUCCAUUACGAGUGAUACAGAGAAAGACAUUUACGGGUGGAUAGAUUUCCACAGCGGAAACAGUGCGGAGCAAGAAGUGGAAGCAAGAUAAUUGCACUGCGGAAUAGCAUUUUCUGAAAGUGUGGGACUCUUUGUUCUAAACUAUCAAGCGUGCAUUUAGAAAAGUGAUUUUUGUGUGAUUAUAUUGUCCAAUAAGUCGUAAAUUAGCUGUGCUAUUGUGACUUGAAAUCUGUGGAAACAAACUGUGAUACAAACGGAGUUGGACUGUUUGCAACUUUCCGCUGGAGAAAAAGUUUCAGACGCGUCAUCCCCAUGCCGGCCGAGUGCGCGGCCAACCCUCUGCAGAGGGCUCUCGCCGAUGCCAUCAUCCGGAUGGUACCGAUGGAUGAACUCCGCAUCCUACUGGCCUGCGGGGCCAAAGUUAACGAGCAGGUUACCCAAGGCUUGCGCCCCCUGCACUAUGCCGUCUGGCAGAACAAUGAAGCGGCGGUCAACCUAUUGAUGGUGAGGAGUGCCGAUAUCAAUGCCAUCGACGAAGUUGGUUACAGUGCUUUGCAUCUUGCUGCGGAACAUGGUUAUUACGAUUUGGCCAAGAUACUCUUGAAUGGCGGCUGCAAAGUGGACUACCGUGAUCCUUCGGACGAUCCUUAUCCAAGGACCACACUUUGCGAUGAACCGCUUCGGUUGGCCUUACGAAACCGUCACUACGAUGUGGCAAAACUUCUGCUCGAAAGAGGUGCAGAUCCGAACAAACGUUACUUCUUUGGUUCGGAAAUUAACUUGGCCACCGAUAUCGAAAGCUUGGAUCUGUUGCUUCGUUUCGGAGCGAAUACUGAGGCACGAGAUCGAUCUGGAAUCACGCCACUAAUGAGAGCCGUUCGAACUAAUGGAAAUAUCGAUGCUGUUCUUUUGUUGCUUCAGUAUGGUGCAAAUGUGAACGCAAUGACCGAUGCCAGAAACGAUUAUCGUACCGUCCUGCAUUAUGCUGUUCUUUCAGGAAAUGCUUCUUUGGUCACAUUGCUUAUCAAACAGGGGGCUCGCGUGGAUAUUCCUGCUCCACUUCCGGAACCGGAUAGUCCUAGCCCUUUGGAUCUAGCGGUGCUACGUGGCGAUCCCACACUGGUGCGUAUUUUGUUGGAAAAUGGUGCCAACGUGAACCGUUGCAGCCCCAUUAUCGGAUCACCUCUACACGUGGCCUGCGCUGACAAUAUUCCGCAUAGAGUAGAAAUAAUGAAAAUGCUCUUAUCAUACGGUGCCGAUCCAAAUGUUCGCGUAGUUGGAGAUAUUGCUACCAAUGCCAUUCUAAGACCGCCACUUGCCGAACUGAUAGCUAGUAACGAUGAUGUGAAACCUGAAGAACUUAGGUUACUAAUGAAAUUCGGCGCUAGAGUCAUCCUGAAAACCCAAUUCCGAGACCCCGAUGGAUUGCUGAACUGCCUGACCAACAUGAACCACAAGUCGGACUCCUUCCGGAUAAUACUGGAAGCAGCGGAAGAGUUCGAUCCCUGCAUGAUUCGCCGGAACCAGCAGCUGAACGACGAUCAGCGAAUGCUUCUGCUGGAGCGAGCCACUAUCCCGAUUCCGCUCAAGUCCCGCCUGCGAGCUCACUUCCGAAGGUUAUUUGGCCGCAACUUGCCUGAAUUUGUACCAUCCCUGUUCAUCCCGAGAGAGCUGCAGAGCUAUCUGCUGUACGAGCAUAGCUAUUGAAGUGGCUCGAUCUGCGUACGUCCGGUGACAGUGUAGAAUGUGGUACAAAUUAUUUGAUAAACUUUUAAUCAUCGUAAGCUAAUAUUUGUAGAAAAUGAAUCCCGAUGAGACUUGCCCUACGAGAACGAAUAUAUUCCUAAAACUUUGAACUUUGAAAACAUGUGACAUAAUAGACAUUUUGUAGGUUAAGUUAUGAUGCAGAAAAUUAAUGACGAUACUGCCACUUUCGAUGUGGAUCGUGGUCUUUUUCCUGGUAAAAAGGUUCCACGCAUGUCACUCGUGAAAGAAUUCUGGUAGUGAAAGCAACCCUAGGGUUAUUUGUAAUGUGUAAUACACAGGAAAACUUAUGCAGUAAACUUUAGACUUUGUAAUCGAUUGGUGAUCAAUUUAUUUUGUAGUUUAUAACGCUAUAUGGAGAUUCCCUAAUUUUAUUAUUUGGUACAAUAAAAACACAUAUUUUGGAAAAAAAA